Pollicipes pollicipes is the source of this 733-nucleotide messenger RNA. Its product is annotated as plasminogen receptor (KT)-like. NCBI's taxonomy places the organism in Eukaryota, Metazoa, Arthropoda, Thecostraca, Pollicipedomorpha, Pollicipedidae. The transcript is spliced from 5 exons. Bases 118 to 585 code for a protein of 155 amino acids. The record is from RefSeq and is a predicted model, not a curated record. Gene Ontology annotation, biological process: positive regulation of plasminogen activation. Gene Ontology annotation, cellular component: plasma membrane.
GCUGUAGUUUCUUAAGCUUUUGAAUGAUUUACCAAAUGAAUUUGAAGAAAUAAAUCACAUUCUGAGCCCUGUGUUUUUUAAAUCUAGAAGAUAAUAGUUUUUGUAUAGCUGCCAGCCAUGGGUAACAUAAUGGGCAAAGCAAUGGAGGAGAACUUCAAUAAACACAAGAAGUUCAUGAUAGAGAUGCAAGGUGUUCAGCUGGAGCGGCAGAUCCACAUGCAGGAUCAGAUGCGGCGGAGGAUGCAGGCAAUGGAACUGGCCCGGGCACGAGAGAUGUUCUACUGGUGGGCGACAUUCUACGUGGUCGGCUUUGUCGGAGCUGUGGCAGCGGCCCGACGCACCAAGAACCGGACGGCGCUGUUCCCGUUCUUCCCGCUGGCGUUCAUCGUGGGGUACCAGGCCGACUUGGCGUACGGUACCAAGCUGACCCGCAUCAGAGCCGAGGCGGAGAGCAUCCUGCAGUCGGAGCCCGAGCUGGUGGAGCCACCUUCCGGUGUGCCCACCGCUUCACUCAUCGACGCCGCCCGCCAGAAGAUCAAAGACGAGAAAAGGUACUCGCGCAAGACGCGCGACACCUACCUGUAACCCGGCGUUCGCUCCCGGCCUGUAGUCUGUGGCGUCCGCGGGGCGCGCUAGGGCGUCCUGCCGCCGCCUGGUGGCCGGCCGCCGAACCACUGCCUCCCUCGGCCGCCGCUCGGAGCGUGACCAGCCGGCCGAGGCUGGCGCGGGGUGG